AAAAAAAACCGGCGCUGAUUUUAAACUUGAAGCCAACAUCCGCCAGGUGCGGCUCUGCUCUGCCGAGUGUGGAUCAAACCUGGCUUUUCUCCCACCUCGGGAGUGCUCUGGGUCUAUACAAUAGCACAGCCUCCACAUCUAACGUUGGCUGCCAUGGAGUCUGCAGUGGUGCAAGUGUGCCAGCACUUCCAAAGUCUCCGGUCCCAGGUGGACUCUCUCAAUGACAGCAUCGAGCCACAGUUUCUUCAAAUGGCUGUGAACUUUGAGGACUGCCGAAAGAAGUGGCAGCGGGCUGGCGAUGAGCUGCUUUCCUGCAAAGAGACGCUGGCUAAAGCGGAGACGGAGAGAGGCGCCCUGGAGGUCAGAUUGAAACAUGCACGCAACCAAGUGGAUGUGGAGAUCCGUCGCCGGCAGAAGGCCGAAGCGGUCUAUGAGAAGCUGGAGCGUCAGCUCCAGCUGAUCCGGGACCUGCUGAUCUCCGAGAACAACGGGAACAGUGUCCACCUGAGUGAAGAGCAGCGCUCUGCUUUGGCCUUCCUGAGCGCUCACUCCCAGGCCGCGCAGAACGCUAAAUCCAACAUUAACUCCAGCAGAAGGUUGAAUACAGUUGAUGAAUCAGCCUCUGUAUUGUCAGACAUCAGCUUUGAUCAAACCGACGAGUCUCUGGAAUGGGAUUCUUCUGUAAUGAAGACUGUAAGAUUGCAGAAACGUCAGAAACGACGAUCAUCCAGAAAACUGGAGCUUCCUCCACAGAUGCUGAAGAAACCUCGCUCCACUGGACGCCCGUCAGACAGAAUGAAUGAGUCCAUAAUUGCCAAAACCACCAUCACUUUGCCCGUGAAUGGCGGCGCUGUGGAGGCGGUCUCCACUGUUGAAAGAGUCCAAUACUGCACACGCAGCAGGAAGAGCGUUGCUCAAGCCUUGCCUGAAACAGCCUCUAUUGAACUAUCGGAGACCAACAGUGAAGCCGCACCAGCCUCACAUCUCCCCGCCCUACUGAAAACCCCCAAAGCCAAAGCCGGAGGGAAGCAACAUCAGUUUGUCAGCAAAACUGUGAUCAAAUCGGAGUUCUGUGCACCAUGUGGAAGGAGGACCAAGUUUGGCAAGAUAUGUCUUCGCUGUCAGGAUUGCAGGAUGGUGACCCAUCCCGAGUGUCGUGACGCUUGCCGCCUUCCUUGUAAUCCUGUAGCCGUCAACACUCCCAUCGGGACUGCAGAGAGCACCCUGGACGACUUUGCCCCCGUCACCUCUCCAAGGAUCCCAGCUUUGGUCAUCUACUGCAUCAAAGAGAUCGAACACAGGGGGCUUCAUGAGGUUGGCCUGUACAGAAUCUCUGGCCAGGAGCGUCAGGUGAAAGAACUGAAAGAGAAGCUGAUAAGGGGAAAGACCCUGCCACCACUUAGCAAAGUAGAAGACAUCAAUGUCAUCACGGGUGUUCUCAAAGACUUCCUCAGGAACCUCCCGGAGCCGCUGCUCACCUUCCGCCUGACCAAAGUCUUCAUGGAGGCAGCUGAAAUCCAGGAUGAAGGUAACAGUCUUGCCAUGUUGUACCAGACCAUCAGUGGGCUCCCACAACCCAACCGAGACACUCUGGCCUGUCUGAUGAUUCACCUCCAGAAGGUGUCUAAAAGUGUGGACACAAAGAUGGACGUGACCAACCUGGCCAGGGUGUUUGGACCUACCCUCGUGGGCCAUGCCAUUCCCAACCCGGACCCCAUGACUAUCUUAAAUGACACUCCCAGACAACCAAGAGUAGUUGAGCGCUUCCUCAGUAUCCUGGCAAGCUACUGGGGCCAGUAUGCUUAUCCAGAUAAUCUCGAGUCCGACAAUGCCCACCUGACUGAGACGCCGAAUCUCAAAGUAAGCAUUCUAGGACCAGUGACCACUCCUGAGCACCAGAUGAUGAACAAGACCCCGUCCUCCAGCUCACUGUCACAGCGUAUGAUGCAGACCCUCUCCAGCACAACCCUAUUCACAAGCAAGAGCAAAGGAUCUGCUAACGCCCGUGGAAACUUUUUCGAGUCUCCACAGCUGAAUUAACUGGAAUUGAGUGAGACGGUCAUAAUGUUUGAUGAGCUGCAAUAAUAAGCUCCGUUUCUACGCAUAUACGAGUCAAACUAAUGUGCAAUUUCUGCAUGAUUAAUGUACUUUUCCACUUUUUUUUUUCCCUAACCCAAGAGAAUCCGUGCACAUGAAGAAUAUUUAUAUCUGUGAUUACUAAUCAGUUUCUGGACCAAAACUAUGCUAUCUGCUAAGAUGUUCUUAAGCGGCGUCAGUGCUUUGAUGACCAAGCAACCGCACAGUCCACCCAUCCUAAGUACCUCGUCUCGCGUGCUGGACAAUUACCGUCCUCCACGGAGGAAUCUGUGGUUCUCACCACAGCAUCCAUGAUGGCAAUUAUGGGAGACGGCGCUGGGCGGAAGGGAGAAAUAAAAAGGGGAAGGCGUGGGAUGCUUGGUCAUCGUGCUGGAACACAUUUUUUAUAGCUUUCAAACGACAUAUUCAUUGUGUUGUGUAGAAAGGCAUUUUUAGCAAUGUAUUUAAUGAUGACACUUGGGAAUGACGCAGUAUUUUUGCACUGACUAGAGCUUGGCUAUGACUACUCACCACUAGAGGCUGCUGUUGUAUCACUUUUAACACUAACACAGCUAUGAUUCUUCUCAUUGAAAACGGGGCACGGCAAUAUCACUUUUUACACUACUGUUUCUAAAAGUAUUUUAUGUUUUAAUGCCAACCUGUGCCUUUUUUCAUGUUCUGUGGUUUUCAAGUGAAAUGUUGAUUUUUUUUUUUUUCCCCCUCAGUUCUGAUGUUUGGUAUAGUCAAACAUAUUUUUGGGGCUAGAUUUCCUUCCUGUUUCAAGAGCCUUAACUGGUUGAAUGAGGUGUUGGAUCAGGGAGGGACUGGUUCAUGUCUUCUGUCCUUGCAAUUGGAUUCCACUGGAGCUAAAAAACAUACAAUUGUGCUUGAAAUAAAGCAUCAAAUAGUU
Molecule: messenger RNA, 2986 nt
Organism: Nerophis ophidion (straightnose pipefish)
Lineage: Eukaryota; Metazoa; Chordata; Actinopteri; Syngnathiformes; Syngnathidae
Product: rac GTPase-activating protein 1-like
Exons: 17
Coding region: 154-2040 (628 amino acids)
Biological process (GO): signal transduction
Source: RefSeq, a predicted model, not a curated record